ACGCUAACCAGAAAAAUAUUUUUGCAUCAGAAAGUACAGCGCCGACGAGGAAAAUGCAGAUCUUCGUGAAAACGCUCACCGGGAAAACCAUAACGCUCGAGGUCGAGUCGAGCGAUACUAUUGACAAUGUCAAAGCCAAAAUUCAAGACAAAGAAGGAAUUCCCCCGGAUCAGCAGCGAUUGAUAUUUGCUGGAAAGCAGCUGGAAGAUGGCCGCACCCUUGCUGAUUACAAUAUUCAGAAAGAGUCGACUUUGCAUUUGGUUCUCAGGCUGCGUGGAGGUAUUAUUGAGCCGUCGUUGAUGGCUUUGGCUAGGAAGUAUAACCAAGAUAAGAUGAUCUGCCGCAAAUGUUAUGCUCGUUUGCAUCCUCGUGCUGUUAACUGCAGGAAGAAGAAGUGUGGACAUAGCAAUCAGUUGAGGCCAAAGAAGAAGAUCAAGUAGACAUGUUGUCAAGAUUUUAAUUGUCGCAGCUUUUCUGCCUUGAACGAUUCAAACCAUUUUGGAUUGCAUUUGCUUGUAGUGGAAGAUAUGAACCAUUUAUCAAUUUGUUUUGUUUGGAAUGAUAAGAAAAUUAAGACAUUUUGUUACAUAUAAAUGUUCCUUGUAUUCUUGGUUUA
Olea europaea var. sylvestris is the source of this 616-nucleotide messenger RNA. RefSeq names its product ubiquitin-60S ribosomal protein L40. The transcript has 5 exons. Gene Ontology annotation, cellular component: ribosome; cytoplasm; nucleus. Lineage: Eukaryota; Viridiplantae; Streptophyta; Magnoliopsida; Lamiales; Oleaceae. The record is from RefSeq and is a predicted model, not a curated record. Gene Ontology annotation, biological process: translation; modification-dependent protein catabolic process; protein ubiquitination. Gene Ontology annotation, molecular function: structural constituent of ribosome; ubiquitin protein ligase binding; protein tag activity. Bases 54 to 440 code for a protein of 128 amino acids.